AUGAACACAUCACUGUCCGUGGCCCAGCUGACCCUGACCUCGGUGUUUGUCGCGCCGGUCGCGACAGUAUUUGUAUGUGAGCUUUCGGGAGCUGAUUGGGGCGGCUGCGGCGCGCAGAACCUGGGCGCCGAGAGAGGCCUGGCCCCGCGUGGGGUCGAGCCGGCGCGGCUGCCGCCGGGGAGCCUGAAGCGCGGGGCCACACACGCAGGGCCCAACUCGUUAGGCCGUGAGCGGCCGCGGCCUUGGCGGCGAGGCCUCCUAGGUGCCGGCUGGGGCGCUAAGGAGCGGAGCGCAGGCUGGGCCCCGGCCGCGGGCGGGAUAAGAGGUCGACGGUCCUGCUCGCGCGUGGAGAAGGAGGCAGCCGCGGUGGCGGCUGUUUUCCUAGAGAAAGAGAGCUUCGUUCUGUCCUUCUCUUCUGCCUCUGAUGCAGAAUUUGAUGCUGUGGUUGGAUAUUUAGAGGACAUUAUCAUGGAUGAUGAGUUCCAGUUAUUACAGAGGAAUUUCAUGAACAAGUACUACCAGGAGUUUGAAGACACAGAAGAGAAUAAACUCACCUACACACCUAUUUUUAAGGAAUAUAUUUCUUUGGUAGAAAAGUAUAUUGAAGAACAGCUGCUGGAGCGGAUUCCUGGAUUUAACAUGGCACCUUUCACCACAACUUUGCAGCACCAUAACAAUGAAGUGGCUGGUGACAUAUUUGACAUGCUGCUCACGUUCACACAUUUUCUGGCUUUUAAGGAAAUGUUUCUGGACUACAGAGCAGAAAAAGAAGGCCGGGGACUGGAUUUAAGCAGUGGUUUGGUGGUGACUUCAUUGUGCAAAUCAUCCCCCGUGCCAGCUUCCCAGAAUGAUCUGCGGCACUAGGUCCUACCACCAGGCAACGAUAUCUUUCUGGACGUCGCCAGCCCCACAGACUGGAAGAGGCUUUGGCUAUGUGACAGAAUACAUCUUGGAAAGACUGGCUCUGUUCCACAACUCUUCACUGACGUUAAGUAUUGGUGGGUCAGAAGACAGUCUUCUGACCCUCCUAGGCCCCUGAAGCACCUUGUGUUCAGUAAUCCUAGCACUCCUCCCCAAGUAGGCCCCUCUCUCUGGCCUGAGUCAGGCUCCUCUGGAGCAAGCCUGAGGCCCGCAUUCCCCCAGGGACCCCUUCCCCAGGAUAAAUGUUGGUAGGUCAGCAGCAUUUGGAAGAACCCACCAGCUCCAGCCCUCUUUGGCUCCACAUGUCCAUCAGGCUUUUUAUGUGCUCACAGCUUCCUGUAUGCAUCAGUUUCGGUCCUGCAGCCUCAGAGGGGUUUUUACCUGUGUGGGAACAUUUCUCUAGGGUGUUCCUUGAGCUGGCUGUCCUCUGCAGC
Neofelis nebulosa (Clouded leopard) is the source of this 1355-nucleotide messenger RNA. Its product is annotated as ADP-ribosylation factor-like protein 2-binding protein. Gene Ontology annotation, biological process: maintenance of protein location in nucleus; positive regulation of tyrosine phosphorylation of STAT protein. Gene Ontology annotation, cellular component: mitochondrial intermembrane space. The record is from RefSeq and is a predicted model, not a curated record. The transcript has 4 exons. NCBI's taxonomy places the organism in Eukaryota, Metazoa, Chordata, Mammalia, Carnivora, Felidae. Bases 1 to 864 code for a protein of 287 amino acids.